CUCACCAAUCCGAUCCUUCUUCUCCUUUAAUCGCCUUCUUUCUCCACUUCAUCUCAGGGGCCGGCACCCGUCAGAGUUUGUAAUCGCCAUCCUACAGAAGUACAAGAAAUUUUUGCAGAAGAUGGUUGGACACAGGAGAGGUAGCAUUGCCUUCUUUGCAACCUAUCGAACACCGGUGCCACUAGACAUAUAUUCAUGCCCACUCCCACUUCCAAAGCCAGCAGAGAACGAUGAACUCCCCAUGAUUGAUGACAAAAAAGAUCAAUACAAUUACAAUGGCAGAGAAAUUCCGAAGGAUGCUCUCAAGAAACUUCUCAAGCACACAAGAUUGAAUUCGAAAACUGAAGGAAAAGAAGCAGAUGUAGAUAACGGUAAUCUUUCAGGCAUUGUUUUCGUCUCUGAGCGAAACAACCUUGAAUUGAUUCACGUAGCGCUUCGCUUUCAGAGCCCACCCAAAGUUGAAGUUUUCUGCUUAGCUGAUAUUUUUGGCGUAACCCCUGAUUUCGAUAAGGUUUGCUUGGAAGAUAGUGGUUGCUUUACUGAUAAUCAUCUCAUCUAUAUUAGCACCAAGGAACCAGCUAAGGAGCGUCGCCAGCCUUGGACUGCCGUUUAUCAAACCGAUCUCAAGACCGGAGAAACUAAACGUCUCACACCACCAGAGAUCGCUGAUUUAAGCCCGUCAGUGUCACCGUCCAAAAAGACGAUAGCUGUGGCAUCAUACCAGGAAAAGGAAGGUGGUUGGGAAGGUGAAAUCGAAGAUCUAAAGACUAACAUUUAUACCAUGGAUGUAAAAUCACCCCACACUCGCAAGAUGAUUGUAAAGAAUGGCGGUUGGCCGACUUGGGGAAGUGACAAUGUCAUAUUCUUCCACCGUAAGGAUGAUCCGAUAGAUCAUCCAAAAGGCGUUAAACUAUUUUGGAGUGUAUACCGAGUCGACAUUAGAACUGGUGUUAUAAACCGUGUAACUCCGGAAAAAAUCGAUGGGUUCACUCCGGUAGCCAUUGAUGAGAAUAGAGUGGCUGUUGUAACUGUUCGUGAAGUAUCGAAGGGGUUAGGCGCAGCACGUGAGGUUGACCAGUUUAGACAGAUUGAGAUUUUUGAUUCAAAUAACGAACACAGUACAAGAAUCACUCAGAAUACUACAUCAUCAAAAGCGGAUCACUUUAACCCCUUUCUGAUGGAUGGUGGGAAGCUCAUUGGUUACCAUCGUGGCAGGAGUGACAAACUCUCGUUUGACAAAGCUGUGGAAAGACCGUUUCAGACGCUUGACUCCUCACUACCAGAAGUAGGUCUAUUCAGAGUGUCAGGAGUUUUUCCAACAAUUUCCAAAGAUGGAAAAAGGCUUGCAUUUGUUGACAAUGAGUUCAAAGCUGUGUGGGUUGCUGAUGGUAAUGGAUUGCAUAUUGCGUACGAGGAGGACGGACCGGACAGACUCUUCUCCCCAGUUUGGAACCAGUGUGAGGACACAUUGUAUGUAUGUGUUGGACCUUCAUUUAACAAGAUAAUGAACGUGAACAUCAAUGCUAUCACCAAUGUAUCGAAGUAUAGACGUCAGUGUCAUGCGCUUACGGAUCAACACAAUAAUGCCUUCCCAUCUAGCAGUCCAGAUGGGAAGAAAUUAGUUUACCGAUCAACAGGGAAAGACGGAAACAAGAAUCUGUACAUAAUGGAAGAUUCAAAACGCGGGGUGAUCAACGGAAGGGAACCAAGAAGGCUAACAGAAGGGAACUGGACUGAUACACAUUGCCAAUGGUCGCCAAAGGGAGAUUGGAUAGUAUUUUCGUCAACCCGUGACAAGCCUGUAGGUGCACCAGACACAGACCAAGGUCUUGACCCAGGAUAUUUUGCGGUGUUUCUGGUGAAGUGGGAUAAUCCAGAUGUUUUGGUAAGAGUGAUGACCGGUGGAAGUAAUAUCUCAGGGCAUGUGAACCAUCCGUGCUUCAGUCCGGAUGGCCGUAGCAUUGUUGUGACUGCAGACCUUGCAGGCGUGUCUGUUGAUCCCAUAUCUUUGCCUCUGUUCGAGCACUCUGUGAGGUCUUAUGGAGAUAUUUUUUCUAUCGAUCUUCCCGAAGAUCACCUAAUAACAUACCAGGAUGGAAAUUACAAGGAUGGAAAACAUGUUAGGGAUGUGGAAAAAUUCACGCGAAUUACACACAGUAGGUACGAGUAUUCUACUGCUACUUGGACUAAGUUUGCGACUCAGGAUCCAAACAGAGCAUGGAGUAUGCGUUUGCCAGAAGGAGACUUCACUCCUUCAUGUCCUUAUCUUCAUCAAGAUGGAGGAGAAAGUUACCACAUGACUGGCCACCUGGUCCUACCAAGAAGAUGCUGUUGAUUGUGUUUGUGUUCCUUGUCUUUAAUUCUGCCUUUGUGUUUCUCUUAUGUUUUGAGGGUGAAUUUUUUUUUUGUCCAUGUAAGAUUUUGCUUGUGGUGUUUAAUGAAACUUAUGAAUGUUCUUUUUA
Molecule: messenger RNA, 2462 nt
Organism: Papaver somniferum (opium poppy)
Lineage: Eukaryota; Viridiplantae; Streptophyta; Magnoliopsida; Ranunculales; Papaveraceae
Exons: 6
Coding region: 122-2335 (737 amino acids)
Source: RefSeq, a predicted model, not a curated record